Molecule: messenger RNA, 816 nt
Organism: Aspergillus oryzae RIB40
Lineage: Eukaryota; Fungi; Ascomycota; Eurotiomycetes; Eurotiales; Aspergillaceae
Exons: 4
Coding region: 1-816 (271 amino acids)
Source: RefSeq, a predicted model, not a curated record
AUGUCUGCAUACAAUCAUCUGCCUACCGUUGAUCUUUCCCUUGUGUCAAACAACCAACAUGUAAACAUCCUCAAAGACACGGGUGUAAACGUCACAAAUGACUACGGAACGCCAAACCUCCUUUUCUUUUACUUUAUUCCUUUCCUUCCAGACGACAGAAAGCCCGACCUUGAAGCUUUACAAGACGAGAUCCAGUCUUGGAAUGCAUGGGAGCUGGGUCAGACGGAAGUUCAAGUCCGCCACAGGAUUGCGGACGGAUCACUUCCCAGUGACGAUGCUACCGCUUCUCGUGUGAAACGAACCAACUAUCGAGCCAAGGUGGUUGAUCAUCUUAGGGAGGUCAGUGAAACAACGUGGCUCGUUAAAAAUGCCGACAGCCACAGUGGGCCGUUCUCAGCGGACGUAAAAGUGGCCGAAGUCAAUGGAAAGAUUCGGGAUGUGCUUAAAGACUUCUAUGGCCAGGAGUCGCUGCCUGCCCAGUUUUCAGUCAUCCUGAACAUUAUAACCGACCUAAUCGCGUCUCAGCCUGACGCUGACAAUAGAUAUCUGUUCACAUACGUCUAUUACUAUUAUGAUGUUGAUCAGAAAGUUUUCAAACCAGAUAUCCGGCAGUUACAGUUCAGUGUAACGCAGACAGCCGCUGAGGGAGAGAAAGACACUGUCAAGCUGGACAUAUCCAAUCUGAACCAUGUGUAUUCAUUGCUAAGGGAGAAAUGGAGGAGUGUUCGCCACGAGGCUGAGGAGAUUAUCGAGGCAGGACUGUCUCUUCUUUGCAUCGUACUUAUCCCAAUAUCAAUACCAAGACCACCAUGGUAG